UGUUAGUUUAAUGUGUGUUUGUGGUUGUGUGUGCGCGUGUGUGUGUAACCACUUAAUGUGCUCCCUUUUCUCACAGAACAAAGACACCCAGUAUCAUUCCCAACAUUUUAAGCAGGAUUGGAGAGACCCCACUGGUCCGCAUGAACAAGAUUCCUAAAGCUUUUGGCCUCAAGUGUGAGCUUUUGGCUAAAUGUGAGUUCUUCAACGCCGGUGGCAGCGUGAAGGACAGAAUCAGUCUGCGAAUGGUAGAGGACGCGGAGAGAGACGACAUCCUGAAACCUGGAGACACCAUCAUUGAGCCCACGUCAGGAAACACAGGGAUCGGUCUUGCUUUGGCAGCAGCAGUCAAAGGUUAUCGCUGCAUCAUUGUCAUGCCUGAGAAGAUGAGCAUGGAAAAGGUGGACGUGCUCCGCGCUCUUGGUGCCGAGAUUGUUCGUACCCCUACCUCAGCCCGGUUUGACUCUCCGGAGUCUCACGUGGGGGUGGCUUGGCGUUUGAAGAACGAGAUUCCUAACGCUCAUAUUCUGGACCAGUACCGCAAUCCCAGCAACCCCCUUGCCCACUAUGACACCACUGCAGAGGAGAUUCUGGAGCAGUGUGACGGUAAAAUAGACAUGCUGGUAGCCGGAGCUGGCACUGGUGGCACCAUCACUGGCAUCGCUCGCAAGCUGAAGGAGAAAUGCCCUAAUAUCAAGAUAGUUGGAGUGGAUCCUGAGGGCUCUAUCCUUGCUGAGCCAGAGGAGCUGAAUAAGACUGAUAAGACUCAAUAUGAAGUUGAGGGCAUCGGCUAUGACUUCAUCCCCACUGUUCUGGACAGAUCUGUGGUGGAUAGUUGGUACAAGUCCAAUGAUGAAGAGUCCUUUGCCAUGUCUCGUAUGCUCAUCAGAGAGGAGGGUCUUCUGUGCGGCGGUAGUUCAGGCACAGCCAUGGCUGCUGCAGUGCAUGUAGCCAAAGAGCUGAAGGAAGGCCAGCGCUGUGUGGUGAUUCUCCCUGACUCCAUCCGCAACUACAUGUCUAAAUUUCUUAGUGACAAGUGGAUGUGUGAAAAGGGCUUCCUAAAUGAGGAGGAUCUUGUUGUCAACAAGCCAUGGUGGUGGAAUCUGACUCUACAGGAGCUCAGGCUCUCUGCCCCACUGACUGUGCUGCCUUUAGUGUCCAUUAAGAAGACCAUUCAGAUCCUGAAAGAGAAGGCUUUUGACCAAGCCCCAGUGGUGGACGAGGCCGGGCAGAUUCUGGGCAUGGUCACGUUGGGGAACAUGCUCUCAUCCGUUCUGGCUGGGAAGGUCAGGCCAUCCGAUCCCAUAAACAAAGUUCUUUACAAACAGUUUAAACAGGUGCGCCUAACUGAUAACCUGGGCAAACUCUCACGUAUCCUUGAGACGGACCAUUUCGCCCUUGUUGUGCAUGAACAGAUUCAGUACAUGAGCGAAGGAUCCCCAAAGAUGAGGCAGAUGGUGUUUGGGGUGGUGACAGCCAUUGACCUGCUGAACUACGUGGCCACUCGUGAGAGGAGGGAACGCUCGCUGUCCGAGUGCUCGCUGUCAGAAGAUCAGUGAACAACCAAGAGUGUGAAAUCACCAUGCUGGAGUGUCCUUUUCUUUUUUUUUUUCACAGUUUUUAAGUUUAUUUCUCUGCAAGUGGUAUGCUCCAUGUU
Sinocyclocheilus grahami is the source of this 1654-nucleotide messenger RNA. It is a transcript of the gene cbsb, whose product is annotated as cystathionine beta-synthase b. The coding region runs from base 141 to 1556 and encodes 471 amino acids. Gene Ontology annotation, molecular function: cystathionine beta-synthase activity. Gene Ontology annotation, cellular component: cytoplasm. Lineage: Eukaryota; Metazoa; Chordata; Actinopteri; Cypriniformes; Cyprinidae. The transcript has 13 exons. The record is from RefSeq and is a predicted model, not a curated record.